Molecule: messenger RNA, 1838 nt
Organism: Mobula hypostoma (lesser devil ray)
Lineage: Eukaryota; Metazoa; Chordata; Chondrichthyes; Myliobatiformes; Myliobatidae
Gene: cct8
Product: chaperonin containing TCP1, subunit 8 (theta)
Exons: 15
Coding region: 117-1763 (548 amino acids)
Biological process (GO): protein folding
Cellular component (GO): chaperonin-containing T-complex
Molecular function (GO): ATP binding; ATP hydrolysis activity; ATP-dependent protein folding chaperone
Source: RefSeq, a predicted model, not a curated record
GUGGUGCUUGCUGGGAAGAAGGUAUUGUGUGUGUGUGCCGGGUGUAACUGUCGCACGCGAUCUUUUCUCGUGUGGCGUGAACUGGCUUGGGUGAGAGCGGCGUUGUGUCACGGAAAAUGGCCCUGCACGUCCCCAAAGCUCCGGGCUUUGCCCAGAUGCUAAAAGAUGGAGCGAAGCAUUACUCUGGCUUGGAAGAGGCAGUUUAUAGGAACAUUCAAGCUUGUAAGGAGCUGGCUCAAACUACUCGAACAGCUUAUGGUCCAAAUGGGAUGAAUAAAAUGGUCAUUAAUCAUCUGGAGAAGCUUUUUGUUACCAAUGAUGCAGCGACUAUUUUGCAACAGUUAGAGGUUCAGCACCCUGCAGCUAAGAUGUUGGUUUUAGCUUCGCAAAUGCAGGAACAAGAGGUUGGAGAUGGAACAAAUUUUGUGCUAGUUUUUGCAGGUGCUCUGCUGGAAUUAGCUGAGGAGCUUCUACGAAUGGGUCUUUCAGUCUCAGAGGUGAUAGAAGGCUAUGAGGCAGCCUCUAAAAAGGCUCUAGAAAUUCUUCCGGAUCUGGUAUGCUGCUCUGUUAAAAGCCUACAGGAUUCAGCAGACGUAUUGCCUGUCAUUCGAACUUCAGUUAUGAGCAAACAGUAUGGCAACGAGGAUUUCCUGUCCAAGCUGAUUACGCAAGCAUGUUUGUCCAUUUAUUCUGAAACUGGUCAUUUUAAUGUGGACAAUAUUCAAGUCUGCAAAAUUCUGGGAUCUGGUGUGACUUCUUCAUCAGUCCUGCAUGGCAUGGUUUUCAAACGAGAGACUGAAGGGGAUGUUUCCUCUGUGAAAGAUGCCAAAAUUGCAGUAUAUUCUUGUCCUUUUGACUGUAUGGUAACAGAGACAAAGGGAACGGUUUUGUUGAAGAAUGCAGCUGAAUUGAUGACUUUCAGCAAAGGAGAGGAGGAUCUCAUGGAGGUUCAAGUAAAGGCUAUAGCAGAUGCUGGUGCUAAUGUAAUUGUAACUGGAGGAAAAGUGGCAGACAUGGCCCUGCAUUAUGCUAAUAAGUACCAGCUGUUGGUAGUUAGGUUAAAUUCAAAGUGGGACUUAAGAAGAUUAUGCAAAACAAUUGGAGCUACAGCACUUCCACGAUUGGCACCGCCAACACCAGAGGAAAUGGGAUCUUGUAGUAAUGUUUACUUGUCAGAGGUUGGAGACACACAGGUGAUAAUAUUUAAGCAUGAGAAAGAAGAUGGUACCAUUUCCACAGUUGUAAUCCGUGGUUCAACGGACAACAUAAUGGAUGACAUUGAGAGGGCAGUUGAUGAUGGUGUCAACACCUUCAAAGUUCUCACAAGGGAUAAGCGCUGUUUGCCAGGUGCAGGAGCCACUGAGAUUGAACUGGCUAAACGAAUCACUACUUACGGAGAGUCGUGUCCUGGUCUUGAGCAAUAUGGAAUCAAGAAAUUUGCAGAAGCUUUUGAAAGUAUUCCACGUGCAUUGGCUGAGAAUUCUGGCAUUCGGGCUAAUGAAAUAAUUUCAAAAUUGUAUGCAGUGCAUCAGGAAGGAAACAAAAACAUUGGUUUUGACAUUGAGGGUGAAGGUUUGGGUCUAAAGGACAUGCUUGAGGCUGGAAUACUUGAUCCAUACUUGGUUAAAUACUGGGGAAUUAAGCUUGCCACAAAUACUGCUGUCACUGUUUUAAGGGUAGACCAGAUAAUCAUGGCAAAACCAGCAGGUGGACCUAAACCACCACCACAGAAAAAGGAUUGGGAUGAUGAUCAAAAUGAGUGAAGUUCCAUCACUUUAAAGUACUAGGCAAUGCCCAUUAGAAAUUAAGUUCUAUUGUGCACUGAUCACAUUCUAAUA